UCAUUAGUUUGAUCCAAUUAUGCCUGACGUAUUUACCGGAAGUAGCUGUCACGUGAUGUUCUGAAAGUCGUCUAUCAAAAAUAACAGGAUACAUGAGUACCACAAAUGGAAGCGACAGUGUUAUGAAAGAAGGCUCGUGCACCGUGACUUCCUGCAGAAUUCAAGUAGUUAUACAACUUCAGUGCAUGCAGUGUUUUUUUCAGACUCUGUUUUGAUGCUGUUGAAAUAGUUGCAGAGGUAGUGAGAAGUCAGAAUGGCCAAGAGAAAAGGGUCGGUAGAUGCCUGUGCAGUAACAGAAACUAAGAAAGCAAAGCGAGUCACAAAGGGGACGACACAGAGGAAACCGAAAACACCUGGCAGUAAAAAACUAUUGGAAGGUGCCUGUGCUGACAGGCUAGUCUCUGCAGUGAAUUCUUCUAAGGUUCCAAGAGGAAAGAAAAAGAAGCCAGACUUCAAAGUUCCAGCGACAGCAGAUGGGGCUUCAAAACAGAAGAGCAUCAAACAUGAACCGAAGGAGGAGCCAACUGAAAUUAAAAUAGAGGACCAUGACAACAAGGACACUAUGAGCACCUUGAAGGACAGGCUGGCCGGCAGUGUGAAGAAGGAGAGCUCGGAGGAGGACAGUGAUGAGGAGGAGUGGGAGGAUGUGGAAGAACUCAAUGAGCCGGUAUCGUUCGGGUCAGCCACCUCCAGCCUUCCCAAGCCCGUCCUGCCCUGUCAGCCAGUCGAGAUAGAAAUUGAAACACCACAGCAAGCCAAGAAGAGACAGAGGAGGGAAAAGAGGAAAGCUGAAUUUGAGACCUACCUGCGAAGGAUGAUGAACCGUUUCAACAAGGAUGUGGUUGUAGACACCCAUAAGGUGCACCUGCUCUGCUUGUUAGCCAACGGUUUCUUUCGGAACAGGAUGUGCAGUGAACCAGAUCUCCAAGCUAUAGCCCUGUCUAUAAUACCAGAGCAGUUCACCAAAGUUACCCCGGAGCACGCAGACGUCAUGUACCUGUCAAAUCUCAUCAAGUGGUUUAUGUCAGCCUUUGUCCUGAACCCGGAGUUAUCCUAUGACGAGAACGAGAGCCGGGUGUCAGCUCUGGAGAGGAGGUUUGGGACUUUUGCUGCCAGAGACCAUGAAGAAAUGACACACCUUUUCUUAAUAAUUCUCAGGGCUUUACAGUUAUUUUGCCGUCUGGUGCUGUCUCUUCAACCCAUUUCUCUGAAAGGACCCCCAACUAAGAGCAAGUCAAGAACUUCCAGCCGCGCUUCGCGGGACAGUCCUGGUUCUUCCCGGAAGACCAAGCAAGCCAAAAAAAAGUGUCCAGUUCAGAAGAAAGGCAGGGCGAAGGGGGUUGAGGAAACCUCAUCUGAUGAGGAAAGUGAUGGGGCCUCAGAGAAGGGCCAAGGAGCCAAGCGAGCAGCCAGCGGGCAGGGCAGGUCUGGCAAGGGGGCAAAGAAACACAAGUCUUCAGAGGAGGCGGGCAGUGAUGGCAACAACCAACAGAGAGCAGCGAAGGAAGGAGUGCAGAGACCCAAGAAUGCCCGGCGCAGGACAGUGGCCUCCAAAGUCUCGUAUAAAGAGGAGAGUGGGAACGAAAACAGCAGUGACUCCGAGUUUGAGCUUUCCACUGACACGGAUUUCUCAGAAGGAGGAAAAAGCUGCACACGUAAGGGCAAAGGGCAGAAGUCUGGGCCUCGGAAAAAGAAGUCUGUUAAGAGAGAAAAAGAGACUGACAAACCACCAAAGGACAAGAGAGCCUCGCAAAAGGGAGCUGAGGUGCUAAGUGAUGAUGACGGAGACGUGAAAGUGGUUGGCGAGGUGUCUUCCAGGGGUACGGACCAGUGGCUGGAGGUCUACCUCGGUCGAGUAGGAAAAUGGGUUUGCGUGGAUUGCGUGCGACCUACGGUAAACCAGCCGCAACAGUGCUAUAAAUCCGCCACCAAACCGAUUGCCUACAUUGUGGGCAUUGAUGAUGAUGGCUUCGUUAAGGACAUUACAAGGCGCUACGACCCGGCGUGGAUGACGUCCACCAGGAAACACAGAGUAGAUGUUGAGUGGUGGGAGGAGACAUUGGAGUGCUAUCGGAGUCCGGUCAAUGAGAGGGAGAAGAAGGAAGAUCUGGAGCUUCAUGCCCAACUCCUGGACCAGCCACUACCAACUUCCAUUUCUGAGUACAAGAACCACCCGCUGUAUGUGCUGAAUAGGCAUCUCCUGAAAUACGAAGCCCUCUACCCACCAACCGCCGCCACCCUGGGCUACUGCAGAGGGGAGGCCGUCUAUUCCAGGGACUGUGUGCACACUUUGCAUUCUCGGGACACGUGGCUGAAAGAGGCCAGGGUAGUGAGACUGGGAGAGGUGCCAUACAAGAUGGUGAAAGGGUUUUCGAAUCGUUCCCGCAAGGCCCGCCUGGUGGAUACGGAGAGCCGUGAUAAAGACGACCUGCCGCUAUUCGGAUCCUGGCAGACAGAGGAGUACCAGCCCCCCGUGGCGGUGGACGGGAAGGUUCCCCGGAACGAGUAUGGGAACGUGUAUCUCUUCAAGCCCUGCAUGUUGCCCAUUGGCUGUGUUCGAAUGCAAGUCUCCAACCUCCACAAAGUGGCUCGCAAGCUGGGUAUUGACUGUGCCCCGGCGGUGACUGGCUUCGAUUUCCACUGUGGAUUCUCACACCCUGUUAUUGAAGGCUAUGUCGUGUGUGAGGAGUACAAAGAGGUUCUACUGGCCGCCUGGGAGAAUGAGCAAGCAGAGAUGGAGAGGAAAGAAAAAGAGAAACGUGAGAAGCGAGUCCUGGCAAACUGGACGCUGCUGGUGAAGGGAUUGCUGAUAAAAGAGCGGUUGAAGCAGCGAUAUGGAAAUCAGAAUGAAGCCAAGGUCCCCACAGGCACAGCAGAAGGGGGAGGGUUCUCCUCUGAUGAGGAGGGUCCCGGCUCUCAAUCCACUGCCCCUGACCUGGCCUGUUUCUGGCCCCAGAACAGACAGGCCCCAGAAGAAGAGGGAGGAAUUGUGAGAAAAAGCAAACGGGAGAAGAGGGGUGAACAAAAGAAUCUGUUUCCUUUUGAGAAGAAAUAAAAAAAAUUUAAAAAAGCAGGGGUCGAAAAAAAAAACUCUGAAGCUCCUGAGUUAACUGCUCCUGUUUGACGUGUGGGAUAAAGACCAGCUGACAGCUUUAGAAAUAGUUUCAAAAUUAACAUAUUUUUUUCUAAAAUGUAACUAACUCGAUAAUAGUUUUUUCCUCAAAGCACUGCAGGAUUGUUUGUAGAUACCAUUCUUUUAUACUGGUGUUUGUCAUUGUAUGUGAUUUUGAUGUUGUCUCUUAAUAUUUAUGCUGACGUGCCAGGUCUCUAGAGUGCUGUUUGGUUGUAUUUUGUCCUAGGUGGAGUUGUGGCUGGGGGAUACCUUGGCUUAAUUCACUAGUCUUUACUUCUGGUUGCCUGGAUGAGAUGACAAGUAAAAUGUGUUUGAACCGAGCCCCCAGUGGAUAGCAUUUCAGUUACGAAGCAUGCAGACUCAACUGCUCCCUCUACCCCCAAGCCUUUUUAAAUGUCUUGUGAUCUGAUAAAUGGAACUCUACAUGGUCUAUGAAGAGAUUUACGUAUCAAGGAAAAGUUAAGUCUUGAACGGCACACUGGAGAAGCUGGUAAGACUUUCUGGAAGUUAAAAAAACAACUGCUUAAAAAAAUGUAAUUACAUUUUUUAUUUUACACAGGUUCCAAACAUUGUUUUGAGAUUGUAUAGUUGACCACAAAUGACUUAAAAAAAUAAACUUUUGACUUUGUA
Messenger RNA from Acipenser ruthenus (sterlet), 3763 nucleotides. Its product is annotated as DNA repair protein complementing XP-C cells-like. The record is from RefSeq and is a predicted model, not a curated record. NCBI's taxonomy places the organism in Eukaryota, Metazoa, Chordata, Actinopteri, Acipenseriformes, Acipenseridae. The transcript is spliced from 16 exons. Gene Ontology annotation, molecular function: single-stranded DNA binding; damaged DNA binding. Gene Ontology annotation, biological process: mismatch repair; nucleotide-excision repair. The coding region runs from base 254 to 3055 and encodes 933 amino acids. Gene Ontology annotation, cellular component: cytoplasm; XPC complex; nucleus.